This is a messenger RNA of Larimichthys crocea (large yellow croaker), 9508 nucleotides long. It is a transcript of the gene flna, whose product is annotated as filamin A, alpha (actin binding protein 280). The transcript is spliced from 49 exons. The record is from RefSeq and is a predicted model, not a curated record. The coding region runs from base 368 to 8005 and encodes 2545 amino acids. Gene Ontology annotation, biological process: actin cytoskeleton organization. Lineage: Eukaryota; Metazoa; Chordata; Actinopteri; Sciaenidae. Gene Ontology annotation, molecular function: actin filament binding.
GAGAGAGAGGGGGGGAGAGAGAGAGAGAGAGAGGGAGAUAGAAAAGAGCUAAAGAGCAGAGGGACCAUCUCUUUCUUUCCUUUACGCCACCAAACCAAUACACCCAUUUCCCCCCACCGGGAUUGCGCGUGGGGAGGGAGGACCGGGACCUCGGUGCAACACUCACACACCAAGUAACAGCGCGCACUGACUGAGCGGAAGGGACAGACACCGGACUCACGCACUCUUGGAGACCACAGGCUACGACACACACACACAGACAGGCUGCAAAGCAAAGCGAGAGAGAAAGAGGGAGCGGCCACGCAAAGUUGAGCAGACUCCACCCAGAAAAAAGCCAGCGAACCGAGAGACAGACGAGACCAUAAAAAUGAGUGGUUCACACCCCCGGCUCCACCAGAGCGCCGCGCCCGCUCCCAACGCUCUCUCCACGGACAAGGACGCAGAAAUGCCCGCCACGGAGAAGGACCUGGCCGAGGAUGCGCCGUGGAAGAAGAUCCAGCAGAACACCUUUACGCGUUGGUGUAACGAGCACCUGAAAUGCGUCAACAAGAGGAUCGGCAACUUGCAGACGGACCUCAGCGACGGGCUGCGGCUCAUCGGGCUCCUGGAGGUCCUGUCCCAGAAGAAGAUGUUCAGAAAGUACAACCAGAGGCCCACCUUCCGCCAGAUGCAGCUGGAGAACGUGUCGGUGGCUCUGGAGUUCUUGGACAAGGAGAACAUUAAGCUGGUGUCCAUAGACUCUAAAGCCAUCGUGGAUGGGAACUUGAAGCUGAUCCUGGGUCUGAUCUGGACCUUGAUCCUGCACUACUCCAUCUCUAUGCCCAUGUGGGACGAGGAGGAGGAGGCGGAUGAUGGCAAGCAGAAGACGCCCAAGCAGAGGCUGCUGGGAUGGAUCCAGAACAAACUGCCCGAGCUUCCUAUCACUAACUUCCACAGGGACUGGCAGACCGGCCGGGCCCUGGGUGCCUUGGUCGACAGCUGUGCUCCAGGUCUCUGUCCUGACUGGGACCAGUGGGAUCAGACCAAACCCGUGGACAACGCCCGUGAGGCCAUGCAGCAAGCUGACGACUGGCUGGGUAUCCCACAGGUGAUAACCCCUGAAGAGAUCGUUGACCCCAACGUGGACGAACAUUCAGUUAUGACCUACCUGUCCCAGUUCCCCAAGGCUAAACUGAAGCCUGGCGCGCCUCUCCGACCCAAGCUCAACCCCAAGAAGGCUCGUGCCUAUGGGCCAGGUAUCGAGCCUAUUGGUAAUGUUGUGAUGAAGAAGGCUGUGUUCACCGUGGAGACCAUCAGUGCAGGAAUGGGAGAGGUGCUGGUUUAUGUGGAGGACCCUGCAGGACACAGAGAGGAGGCUAAAGUGACCGCCAACAACGAUAAGAACCGCACCUACUCUGUCUUCUACAUCCCUAAAGUCACAGGCAUGCACAAGGUGACGGUGUUGUUUGCUGGGCAGCACAUCUCUAAGAGCCCCUUCGAGGUGGAGAUCGGCAUGGCUCAGGGAGACUCCAGCAAGGCCACAGCCCAGGGACCAGGCAUCGAGCCCUCAGGAAACAUCGCCAACAAGAGCACCUACUUUGACGUCUACACAGCAGGUGCUGGUAUUGGCGAGGUGGAGGUGGUGAUUAUGGAUCCUGCUGGCAAAAAAAACACAGUGACUUGCACCAUCGAGGAUAAGGGCAACAGUAGCUACCGCUGCACCUACAAACCCACCCUGGAGGGCCAGCACACCAUCUAUGUCACCUUCGCCGGUGGUCAGAUCAGCAAGAGUCCCUUUACGGUCAACGUGGGGGAGGCGUGUAACCCCAGCCUCUGCAGAGCUAAGGGUCGUGGUCUUCAGCCAAAGGGCCUGAGGGUGAAGGAGACUGCAGACUUUAAGGUUUACACCAAAGGAGCCGGCACUGGAGAGCUCAAAGUCACCAUCAAGGGGCCCAAGGGUCUUGAGGAGCCAUGUAAAAGAAAAGAUCUCGGAGAUGGUGUGUAUGGAUUUGAGUAUUACCCGACCACACCUGGAACGUAUACCAUCACCAUCACCUGGGGUGGACAGCAUAUCCCCCGCAGUCCCAUUGAGGUCAAGAUUGGUGCUGAGGCCGGCCAGCAGAAGGUGAGGGCCUGGGGUCCAGGACUGGAGGGUGGCGUUGUUGGAAAAUCUGCUGACUUUGUGGUGGAGGCUGUUGGAGACAACGUCGGUACACUGGGAUUUUCUGUGGAAGGUCCAUCUCAGGCCAAGAUUGAAUGUGACGACAAGGGAGAUGGAUCCUGUGACGUGCGCUACUGGCCCACAGAGCCUGGGGAGUAUGCUGUGCAUGUCCUCUGCAACAGCGAAGACAUUCAACACUCUCCCUUUAUGGCUGAGAUUGUCAACCCACCAGGCAAAGACUUCUACCCCGACAAGGUUAAGGCAUAUGGUCCAGGCCUUCAGAGCAGUGGUUUGGCUGUCGGAAAGCCCACUGAGUUCACAGUUGAUGCCAAGCAAGGAGGAAAAGCUCCUCUGAAGAUCGUGGCCCAGGAUGGUGAAGGUACUCCUGUGGAUGUACAGGUCAAGGAUAACGGCAAUGGCACCUAUGCCUGUACUUACACCCCACGUAAACCUGUAAAGCACACUGCCAUGGUCUCCUGGGGAGGAGUCAACAUCCCUGACAGCCCAUUUAGAAUGAACAUCGGAGCAGGCUGUCAUCCAAACAAGGUGAAAGUGUCAGGACCUGGAGUGGCCAAGACUGGCCUCAAGGCCUUCGAGCCAACAUACUUCACUGUUGACUGCGCAGAGGCUGGUCAAGGUGACAUCAGUAUAGGAAUCAAGUGUGCCCCCGGUGUGGUGGGACCCGCAGAGGCCGAUAUCGACUUCGACAUCAUUAGAAACGACAACGACACCUUCACUGUCAAAUACACUCCUCCUGGAGCAGGCAGUUACACCAUCAUGGUCCUGUUUGCUGACCAGGCUAUUCCAAUGACACCUAUCAGGAUCAAAGUGGAUCCUUCUCAUGAUGCCAGCAAAGUCAAGGCAGAGGGACCAGGACUCAGCCGCAGUGGCGUUGAGCUGAACAAACCCACUCAUUUCACUGUGAGCACUAAAGGAGCAGGAAAGGCCAACUUGGACUGCAACUUCAGCGGACCGACCAAAGGAGAGGCCGUCAAGGACUUUGAAAUCGUCAACAACCACGACAACACACACACUGUGAAAUACACACCUGUGCAGCAGGGUCCUCUGGGAGUUGCUGUGACCUACGGUGGAGAUCACAUUCCCAAGAGCCCCUUCAACGUCGCUGUGGCACCUACAGUGGACCUCAGCAAGAUCAACAUCACAGGCCUGGGAGACAAGAUGACUGUAGGCAAAGACCAGGAAGUGACUGUCAAAUCAAAGGGUGCUGGCGGUCAGGGCAAGGUCGCCGCCAAAGUGACCGCACCAUCAGGGAAGGCUGUGGCCAGCAAGGUUGAACCAGGCCUGAGUCCAGAGACCAGCCAGGUGAAAUUCAUCCCCCGGGAGACGGGGCCAUACCAGGUUGAACUGACCUAUGAUGGUGUGCCAAUCCCUGGAUCACCCUUCACCCCGACAGCUUAUCCUGCCUCAGAUCCCUCCAAGGUGCGCUGUUCUGGCCCAGGCUUGGAGCGUGCCAAGGUCGGGGAGAAAGGGGAGUUCAUUGUGGACUGUACCAAUGCCGGCCCAGCUGACCUGACCAUUGAGAUCAUCUCGGACAGCGGUACCGAGGCCGAGGUGCACAUCCAGGAUAACGGGGAUGGAACCUACACCAUCACCUACAUCCCUCUAUACCCAGGCUCGUACACUCUCACCAUCCGGUACGGUGGCCAAGAUGUGCCCAACUUCCCCGCUCGGCUCAAUGUGGAGCCUGCAGUGGAUGCCAGUGGAGUCCGUGUGUUUGGACCAGGAGUGGAGGGGAAAGGUGUUUUCCGCGAGGCGACCACAGACUUCACUGUGGACGCUCGUGCUCUCACGCAGGCCGGAGGUGACCACAUCAAAACCCUCAUCAGCAACCCGUCUGGCAGCCGCACAGACGCCAUGAUCACUGACCUCGGAGAUGGAACCUACAACGUAGAGUACACUCCCUAUGAGGAGGGCCCACACAGCGUGGAGGUUUGCUACGAUGGCUCUCCAGUACCUAAAAGUCCAUUCCGCGUCGCCGUCACUGAAGGCUGUGAUCCAGCUCGUGUCCGCGUGCAUGGUCCUGGCCUGAAAUGCGGCAUCACCAACAAGCCCAACAAGUUCACAGUGGAAACUCGAGGAGCGGGUACUGGUGGUCUUGGUCUGGCAAUGGAGGGUCCAUCAGAGGCCAAAAUGUCCUGCACUGAUAACAAGGAUGGCAGCUGCAGUGUGGAGUACAUCCCAUACGAGGCUGGUCCAUACAACCUCAACAUCACCUACGGAGGACAGCCCAUCAAAGGCAGCCCGUUCUCUGUGCCUGUCAGUGACACUGUGGACAGUACCAAGGUGAAGUGCCAGGGUCCAGGUCUGGGCAACAAUGUCAGGGCCAACAUUCCUCAGGCAUUCACAGUGGACGCCUCCAAAGCUGGUGUGGCCCCACUGCAGGUCCGCGUACAGGGACCUAAAGGUGUGGUGGAGCCUGUGGAGGUGGUGGAUAACGGCGACCAGACUCACACAGUCAACUAUGUUCCCUCCAGAGAGGGGCCCUAUUCCAUUAAUGUGUUGUAUGCUGAUGAGGAGAUCCCACGCAGCCCCUACAAGGUGAAGGUGCUCCCCACCCACGACGCCAGUAAAGUGCGUGCCAGUGGACCUGGCCUUAACACCACCGGUGUGCCUGCCUCUCUGCCAGUCGAGUUCACCAUUGAUGCCAAAGACGCAGGCGAGGGACUGCUGGCAGUGCAGAUCACUGACCCAGAGGGGAAGCCUAAGAAGGCAAACAUCCGUGACAACCAUGACGGGACCUACCUGGUGUCCUAUGUUCCGGACAUGACCGGCAGAUACACCAUCCUCAUUAAGUACGGAGGGGAUGAGAUCCCAUACUCCCCCUACCGUAUCAGGGCACUGCCCACCGGAGACGCCAGCAAGUGCACCGUCACAGUCUCAAUCGGCGGUCACGGUUUAGGCGCCGGCGUUGGCCCAACGAUCCAGAUUGGCGAACAGACAGUCAUCACAGUGGACGCCAAGGCUGCUGGGAAAGGCAAGGUGACAUGCAGUGUGUGCACACCUGAGGGCGCGGAGCUCGACGUGGACGUUGUUGAAAAUGAGGACGGCACGUUUGACAUCUUCUACACGGCGCCGCAGCCUGGCGAGUAUGUCAUCUGCGUCCGUUUUGGAGGGGAGCACAUCCCUAACAGUCCCUUCCAAGUCACGGCACUGGAAGGAGCUCCAUCAGACCAACUCAUGCAGCAGAGCCAAAUGCCCCAGUACUACACUCAACAGCCCUGGGCGACAGACAGACCAAUGGGAAUGAACGGCCUGGAUGUGGCUGGGCUGAGACCGUUCGACCUGGUCAUCCCAUUCACCAUCCAGAAGGGCGAGAUCACAGGUGAGGUCCGAAUGCCAUCGGGCAAAGUGGCCAAGCCUGACAUCACAGACAACAAAGACGGCACCGUUACUGUCAAGUACGCUCCCACUGAGGCCGGCCUGCACGAGAUGGACAUCAAAUACGACGGCAUCCACAUCCCUGGAAGUCCCUUACAGUUCUAUGUGGACUACAUGAAUAGUGGUAAUGUUAGUGCCUAUGGCCCCGGCCUCAUCCACGGCACUGUCAACAAGCCUGCUGUCUUCACUGUUAACACUAAAGAUGCUGGAGAGGGUGGUCUGUCGCUGGCCAUCGAGGGUCCAUCCAAGGCAGACAUCGGCUGUGUGGACAACCAGGAUGGGACAUGCACUGUGUCCUACCUGCCCGUCCUGCCCGGGGACUACAGCAUCCUGGUCAAAUACAACGACAAGCACAUCCCUGGCAGCCCCUUCUCUGCUAGAAUUACUGGCGAUGACUCCAUGAGGAUGUCCCAUCUGAAGGUGGGCUCGGCUGCAGAUAUUCCUCUGGACAUUGGAGAGCUUGACCUCAACCAGCUGACUGCCUCCCUCACCACGCCCUCGGGCCGCGAGGAGCCCUGCCUGCUGAAGAUGCUGCGCAACGGACAUGUUGGCAUUUCGUUCGUUCCUAAGGAGAUCGGAGAGCACCUGGUGAACAUCACUAAGAAGAACGGUCGCCACAUUCCCAACAGCCCCAUUUCUGUUAUGAUCAGCCAAUCAGAGAUCGGUGAUGCCAGCCGCGUGCGUGUGAGUGGCCAGGGCCUGAGCGAGGCCAGGACCUUUGAGCCUGCAGAGUUCAUCAUCGACACUCGUGAUGCAGGCUAUGGUGGCCUGAGCCUGUCCAUUGAGGGACCAAGCAAAGUGGACAUCAACACUGAGGACCAGGAAGACGGAACCUGCAAGGUCACCUACUGCCCCACCGAACCAGGAAAUUACAUCAUCAACAUCAAGUUUGCUGACCAGCAUGUUCCAGGGAGCGCAUUUACAGUGAAGGUAACAGGAGAGGGUAGGAUGAAGGAGAGCAUCACCAGGAAGAGGAGAGCAGCGUCGGUCGCCAACGUUGGCAGUCAGUGUGACCUCAGCCUGAAGAUCCCAGAGAUCAGCAUAGCGGACAUGACGGCUCAAGUGACAAGCCCAUCCGGACAGAUUCACAAGGCCGACAUCAUGGAGGGAGAGAACAACACUUAUUGCAUUCGUUUUGUCCCCACCGAGACGGGCGUGCACACCGUUUGUGUGAAAUACAACGGCAUGCACGUGCCUGGCAGCCCGUUCCAGUUCACGGUUGGCCCACUGGGAGAGGGCGGCUCUCAUAAGGUCCGUGCUGGAGGGCCAGGCCUGGAGAGAGCAGAGGCUGGAGUACCAGCGGAGUUCAGUAUCUGGACAAGGGAGGCUGGGGCCGGAGGUCUCAGCAUUGCUGUGGAGGGACCGAGCAAGGCUGAAAUUGCCUUUGAGGACCGAAAGGAUGGCUCCAGUGGAGUGUCGUACAUCGUGCAGGAGCCUGGAGACUACGAGGUAUCCAUCCGUUUCAACGAUGAACACAUCCCCGACAGCCCCUUCAUCGUCCCCGUGGCCUCGCCAUCAGACGAUGCCCGUCGCCUCACUGUUGCCAGUCUUCAGGAGUCGGGUUUGAAGGUGAACCAGCCGGCGUCAUUUGCUGUCAGCCUGAACGGUGCAAAGGGUGUGAUUGAUGCAAAGGUCCACAGCCCAUCUGGAGCUCUGGAGGAAUGCUGCGUCACUGAGAUUGAUCAAGAUAAGUACGCAGUCCGGUUCAUCCCCAGAGAGAAUGGUCUCUAUCUAAUUGAUGUGAAGUUCAACGGAAGUCACAUCCCUGGUAGUCCAUUUAAGAUCCGAGUUGGAGAGACGGGCCAGGCUGGAGACCCAGGGAUGGUGUCUGCCUACGGACCAGGACUGGAGGGAGGCACCACAGGAACUGCAUGUGAAUUUGUGGUGAACACAAGCAACGCUGGCCCCGGUGCUUUAGCUGUGAGCAUCGACGGGCCUUCUAAGGUGAAGAUGGACUGUGUGGAGUGCCCUGAGGGUUACAGGGUCACAUACACCCCAAUGGCUCCUGGCAAUUAUCUAAUUUCUAUCAAAUACGGCGGUCCUUACCAUAUCGUGGGAAGCCCCUUCAAAGCCAAGAUCACUGGAUCAAAGCUCGUGUCCAGCCACAGUAUGCAUGAAACGUCUUCUGUCAUGGUUGACCCUGUGACCCGUGCCAUCAGCUGUUCUCAGCAGAGUCCCCCUGUCCAGUCAGAUGCCAGCAAGGUUGUGGCCAAGGGCCUGGGUCUAAACAAAGGUUUCAUUGGCCAGAAAAACAGCUUCAGUGUCGACUGCAGCAAAGCAGGUCGUAACAUGCUCCUGGUCGGUGUGGAUGGUCCCAAGGUCCCCUGUGAGGAGAUCCUAGUGAAACAUUUGGGCAACCGCUUGUACAACGUCAGCUACCAGCUCAAAGACAAGGGAGAGUACAUCCUGGUGGUCAAGUGGGGAGACGAGCACAUCCCUGGAAGCCCCUACCACAUCACUGUCUAAAAACCCAGCUCCACAAUCAGAAACGUAUACCACUGUUUAAACAACUGAAAUUCUAUCUAGAGUCUAACCGAUCAUUGUUUACAGCUCCAAGUCCCUCCCAUGUUACAAAUUAAGUUUUUUGCAUCUUAUUUUAUAACUAUUUAACCAACUCAAAACAAACUCUCACGUCAGUGUUUACCCUCAGCCAGAUGUCUGUGUGUUUUUCCACAAGUGAAUAUUUUAAAAUAAAAUCUUCACUGUAACCAGAUCAGAAUCGCCCAAAGAUAAACGCAUAGACACAGACUUUUCCUCUCUUUGUGGUCAUUCGCUCCAUUUCUUGUUGCAUUCUGCUUAUCACGUCGUUCAGUAAACUUGGGGAGGAAAGAGAUGCACCUUUUUUAUUAUUACUGUAAGCAAGCAGUGGACAUUAGUAGAUUUGUCUCAAGUCGUGUAGAAGUCUAGGAUAGCUUAGUGUAGUGUAGCAGCAGUAGAUUUUGGCCCCGCUGAGCCCAGCAUUGGAUGGAAGGUUACAGUUUACACUGGAGGAGCUACUCUUAUAUACAUAAAUAAUGGUUUUUAGUUUUAUAUGAACAAUCACAGGACUUGAACCAAAGAGUGUCAGAGGUAAUGUGCCUUCCUGUUGCCUUCCUGGGUUUAUAAGAGUGUGUGAAAGUGCCUUUUUACACACACUGUGACACACUUUGAUAGAAGUCCUUUAAUUGUCCAUCUAAAAGUCAGAUGAGAUGCUUGUCCUUUACUUAACAACUAAUGCUCAGCACUGGCCCAGUCCACUCCAGCAUGUGGUGUUCAUGAUGCUCUUUAACUAACCCGGUUGUUUUACCUGCUGCUAGUGUGAUCCAGUUUUUUUAGGCACUGCUGUUCUUAAAGCCGUAUUAUGGAUUAGUGUAGGGAAAUAAUUACAAAAGAUUCAAGAUAUGGUGCCACGUGAACAGAGGAGAAAGACACAUUUCACAGUAGCUUUGUGGUUUGUCUCACACGUGCUCUCUCAACACCGCUGCUGGGAAACAAUGCUUUUUUUAGUGUGUUUUUAACCUGUGAUACUGACGUGCUCUGCAUGUUCAUUAGGUCGUAAAGGUCUUGCGAUACAGACAGCCUCUGAUUCAGAAUAACAUCGACAUGACAUGUGGCGUGUUUGUGGUGGUUCACCUUUUGAGUAUGGAACUGUUUCAUAUCAAUUCAAAGGUUUAAAAAGGGAUGUUUCUAAAGUUGUGCUGGACAGAAGGGCUGAAGUUGAUGUUCUGAUUUGUCACGUCCUGAAAACACGAUGACCAAAAACGAGAACAGAUGUUGCUUUGUUUUCUGCUCAGUGUUUGUAUCUCACCCCCUUCAGCCGCUACCAACCCACCCACCCCUUCCCUUUCUUUCCAGCUCGCUUUGUGCCUAAUCUAUCUUUCAGAACAAAAAAAUAAAUUUUGUCCUAAUAAAAAAAGAAAAAGGCUUUAAAAGUGUUUGUAAGACAGUAUUUUGAUACACAAUAAAGUUGUCUAAGUAUUUUUCUGUCAA